UCAACAGGGUAUCCAAAUCAUUGUUAGAUAGGUAAAACCCUUCUAGUUGACAACGAUAUCUUUAAUCUACACCAGAAAACCUUAUGUCACCUUUUCAGUUUGUGAUGAACAAAAAACUACAAUUGAAUAACCUUAUAGAGAGGUCCAAAAGAUUACACAGUUGAUAUAUAUUAUGCACCUUUAACAUGUAUAUAUAAUCCAAAAUAAUGCUAAAAAUGAAUCUGCAUACAGUAUUUAUUAUUAUGAAGGUCAUAUAUCUCUCACAUUUAAUAAAAAUGCAAUGUACACUCGAUCUCACUACCUUUCGGUUCUUUGAAUGUUUUCUUUUUAAACCAGAAAAAAAAAAGAAAUAUAGAAAAAUACGAAAAUUACAGAAACAAAUUUUAACCAAGCAAAAUAACCGAAUCGACACUGAUCCGUUUUCUUCAAGUCGCUGUUGACUUGACUACAAGAGACUCUUCUCUAAAUCACACGCUUCAUUAUUCUUUUCACAUUCUCUAUUAGUUACAAACUGGUAUAAACCCUAGAAACCAUUCCUUUUUUAAAACCACUUUCCCUUAUUUUUCCAAAAACAUAAUCUCUUUCUCUCUAACCUCAAACGACAAAAACUUAUGGGACUUUCCGGCAAGACCCACCACCAGUUCAACGUCGAACAUCACGAAACUUCCGAGGAAUGGGCCAUUCCUGGAAUCUCCUUACGUAAGCCGAUGAAGCCGAUUAGCCUCCCCUCAACUACCGUAGCCGACACGGAGGGUGACGUUCAUCAAGAUCAGUGGCCGACGACUCCAACGGCGCCUUCCUUUAGAAUACCGACGGUUUUCCCGUGUCCUCCGCCGCCAAAGAAACGAAAAGCAUCGUCGAAGUUUGGCUACAGCGGCGCUAGAGAAUUCUUCUCUCCACCGGAUCUCGAGACCGUCUUCAUACAUAAAGCUACAGCCCCUUGAUUCUAAUGAUAAUUAUUUCGUCUCUCUAACCUAUUUAGGUUUAUAAAUCUUAAAUUUAUAAAAUCAGUUUCUUCAUUAGUUUAGCUCGUUACUCUUUAGAGCUUUCUUCGUUAAUUAAUUUCGAUUUAUACAAGGAAAAUAAUGUUAGGAGUUAGGACAGUACUAGGUAAGGUUUGAAACUCUAUGUUCUUGUUUAAUUUUGUUUUUCAGUAAAACUGAUGGUUAUAUAAUUUGUGUCCUUUUACCUUUUCUGCCGUUACAUAUGUAAAACUCCUUUGAUUGUUACAAUAUAAAAACCUGAUGGUUAUAUAAUUGCAAUAUAAAUCAGUACGAUCAGGGCCGGCUCAGAUGUAUUGUGGACCCUAGGGCGAGAUUUAAAAUAUGCCCUUUAGUUAUUCAUUGGUCCAAAUUAAAUCACUCAAUUUUCAUUAUUUAUUUUUAUAUGUGUAUAAAACCCAAAUCCACAAGAAAAUUAUAAAAAUGAUGUACUAUCGUCUACCGCAAUGGUCCAUAAAGCCCAAUAUGUUGAACAUAAAUUUGAUGUUUUUCCUUUGACAU
Molecule: messenger RNA, 1502 nt
Organism: Brassica napus (rape)
Lineage: Eukaryota; Viridiplantae; Streptophyta; Magnoliopsida; Brassicales; Brassicaceae
Product: cyclin-dependent protein kinase inhibitor SMR15
Exons: 1
Coding region: 612-944 (110 amino acids)
Biological process (GO): regulation of DNA endoreduplication
Source: RefSeq, a predicted model, not a curated record